This is a messenger RNA of Lachancea lanzarotensis, 648 nucleotides long. It is a transcript of the gene MRPS18, whose product is annotated as LALA0S05e04940g1_1. Lineage: Eukaryota; Fungi; Ascomycota; Saccharomycetes; Saccharomycetales; Saccharomycetaceae. Gene Ontology annotation, biological process: translation; ribosomal small subunit assembly; maturation of SSU-rRNA from tricistronic rRNA transcript (SSU-rRNA, 5.8S rRNA, LSU-rRNA). The record is from RefSeq and is a predicted model, not a curated record. The transcript has a single exon. The coding region runs from base 1 to 648 and encodes 215 amino acids. Gene Ontology annotation, molecular function: small ribosomal subunit rRNA binding; mRNA 5'-UTR binding; structural constituent of ribosome. Gene Ontology annotation, cellular component: ribosome; mitochondrial small ribosomal subunit.
AUGCUUAGGAGCACACUUGGUCUGGUUAGACCUUUCUCUAUGGGCAGGUCGCUUCUGAACUCAAAACCGCCCUUGUCGUUUGCAUCAAUAGCGAAAGCGGUGGAUCCUGCCACGAAUCCGAUGACGAAUCCAAUGUCAAAUGUCAUAUCGCCCCAAGACGGCAACAAAGAGAUCAGUUCCCGAAUUUCCAAGAAACGUGGUGAACACACCGUCAAAUACGUACUGAAUUGUCUGUUUGGCAAGAACAACACUCAUUUUACGUAUUCUGCGGUGGUAGAGGACUUGAACUUCUUAAAAAACAACUCAGAGGCAACCUACAAUGAGAAAUUCCUAUACUACUUGAAGCUGCCCCAAAAGGUGAAAUUCAGCCUUUCAACGGGUAAUUUGGGAUUCCGCAAAGCUGCUCGUGGUGAAUAUGAAGCUACUUUCCAGACCAGUGCGCGUCUAUUUCAAAUGAUGCAACAGAAAAAGCUGCUGGACCGCAACGUUGAGAUUGUCAUAAAGGACUUUGGGAAGGGCCGAGAAGCGUUCAUUGCUGCCCUCAACGGUAAGGAAGGCACUGCUGUGCGCAGGAACGUUGUGCGUGUAUCUGAUGCCACUCCUAUCAAAUUCGGUGGUGUGAGAUCGCCAAAAAUGAGACGUUUGUGA